This is a messenger RNA of Pipra filicauda (Wire-tailed manakin), 2583 nucleotides long. Its product is annotated as neuropeptide Y receptor type 2-like. Lineage: Eukaryota; Metazoa; Chordata; Aves; Passeriformes; Pipridae. Gene Ontology annotation, molecular function: neuropeptide Y receptor activity. The coding region runs from base 279 to 1463 and encodes 394 amino acids. The transcript is spliced from 2 exons. Gene Ontology annotation, cellular component: membrane. Gene Ontology annotation, biological process: G protein-coupled receptor signaling pathway. The record is from RefSeq and is a predicted model, not a curated record.
CGAAGAGGGGGCUCUCCAGAUGCUCAUGGUGGGGUUCCAAAGCAACCCCUGGCAAUGAAGCACCCUCUGGCAACCCAGAUCCUCUCCUGACUUCCACGCUUCUCCGAGGACAGUUGCAGAAAAGUGCCUUUCACCUCUUUGCCACAGGUUGACUUCCAGAGAGUGGAGAGGACCAAGUGCUCCGUCCUGGCCAGCGAUGAGACAGUAACUGGUGGUGAGCAGCUCAGUUCCUGAAGGAGGAGGACACUCUGACCUUUGCAGACCUCCUUCUCCUCCUGAUGAAAAGUCUCAGGCCAGGCAUGGGACCAUUUGAGGGAGCCAACAGCACUUUCACCUUGGAGAAGACAGCAUUAGAUGUGAAGCUGCCAGAGGGCUGGCAUGACAAGGACUUUGUCACUCCUACCCAGGAUCUCUCUGGGUCCCGCAGUGUUAUGAUGGACAGCACCAAGAUCCUGGGGGUCCAGGUUGUCCUGAUUGCUGCCUACUCCCUCAUCAUUCUGCUGGGAUUCAUUGGCAACUCCCUGGUCAUCUACAUCAUAGUCAAGUACAAGACCAUGAGGACUGUCACCAACUUCUUCAUAGCUAACCUGGCCCUGGCAGACCUGAUGGUGGACACGCUCUGUCUGCCCUUCACCCUGGUGUACACCCUGCUGGACGAGUGGAAGUUUGGAGCUGUUCUUUGUCACCUGGUCCCUUAUGCUCAAGCUCUGAGUGUCCACGUGUCCACUCUCACCCUAACUGUGAUUGCCCUGGACAGGUAUCGGUGUAUCGUGUUCCACCUGGACAGCAGGAUUUCCAAGAGGCUCAGCUUCACCAUCAUAGCUGUCAUGUGGCUGGCAGCAGCUGUCCUGGCAGGCCCUCUGGCCAUCUUCAGAGAGUACCGAUAUGAGGAAAUCCCAUCCAUCAACCUCAAGAUGGCUGUCUGCUCAGAGAAAUGGCCCUCUGGUAACAACAGAGAUGCCACCAUCUACAGUCUGUCCAUGCUCCUCCUGCAGUAUGUUCUUCCUCUUGCAAUUAUUUGUUAUGCCUACACCAGGAUCUGGUUCAAGCUGAAAAACCAUGUCAGUCCCACUUCUAGGAAUGAAAACCAGUGCCGGAGGAGGAAGACCACUAAAAUGCUAGUGAUGGUAGUUGUGGUAUUUGCAGUCUGCUGGCUCCCCUUCCACAUAUUCCAGCUUGCCAUUGAUCUUGAUCUGGUUCUUAUCUUCCACGAGUACAAACUCCUGUACACUGUCUUCCAUGUUGGGGCCAUGUGCUCUACAUUUGUCAACCCCCUGCUCUAUGGAUGGAUGAACAAGAACUACCGGAAUGGCUUCCUGAUGUUCUUCCGUUGCCAGGACAAGCCAGAAAGCUUCCACACUGAAGGCUCAGUUAGAGGGAGGUCGUACAUCUUCAGAGCCAAUACCCUAAAUGGGAGCAUCAAACAGACUCCUGGCAAUGGAUCACUGCCCACAGAGGUUUAGGAAUGGGUCAUCCACCUCCAGGACUGAGGCUCUGGGACUGAGCCCAGAGACAUUCUUGGGUGAAUGCCUUUUUUUUUUGACAGAAUAUUGUGCUGCCAAUUAUACCUACCACAGCCACAUAGAAAUACCCCCUGUACCUCUCAGAACAAUAAAUCUGGUGUACUUCUGCCUGAACAAACAAAUGAAUUUUUCCUUUCUGUGCGUUCAAGUUAUGCACACCGACGCAUGAAAAAAAAUAACACGGAGAGAAGGCUUUCAUUUAGCCAGAAAAAUACGCCCUUUUCGCUAUUUCCUCUUGCCAAAGUGGGUUGCUCAACCUUUCACCCCCUGACACAUUACACGUUAUAAAUGUGGAAUUGUUAUUGUGUGUGAUUGUUCAUCUGUACCUCUCCUACCCAAAAGCCUUAAUGACCCAUCUUUAGCUAAUGCCUCCAGGGGGAGGGAGAUCUGCAAACACAGAUCACUCUGCUGGCCUGGGAAAGGGGAGGGCUGGCACAGGUUGAAGCUGGGCAAUCCAUGAUCUCUUGCCCAGCAUUGGCAAGAAUCUGCAUUUGCAACUCACAGGAUGAGCUCUAGUCCUCAGAAAGCCCAGGAGGUGGCAGUGGCACUACUUACCACUGUCUCCUUUACAAAUGCCGAAGCAGGGCUUUGGGAAUAUCUCAUUAGCCAGGGCUUUUGAACCAGGGCCCUGGAUUUAGAGAGGAGGAGAGCAGGCAGAGAAGCAGAUAGGAAAGGAAAGGAAAGAGCUGGGGCAGCUGAUCAAGAGGACUGAAACUGAACCUUAGGGAUUGGCAAAGGCAAUCUGCUCCAGGCCCUAAGAUGUGGCUCCUGCCAUGCAAUAACUUGAUAGGUGCCAACAUGACCAGAGAGGCAAAACUGCCAAUGACACCAUUCUCCAAGGCACUCAGAGGGUUUACAGCUUUCCUCUUACUGAGGCUGGAGGUUGUAUGGGUCUGUACAUGGGUGCUGCAGUUCAGAAGACAGAUGUAACCUGCUUGCAUGGUGGCCACAGAUGUGGUGUCCUCUGGCAGAAGAAGACAUGGAGACGAAGAUGUUUUCUUUCAAACCAAACUAUAUGUUCUCCUCCUGAAGGCUGUGUCAGCUGGGGAGCGUAUUUUUA